CCCACCACCACUAGAGGUUUUCUUCCGACUCGGACGGUAGGAAAGUUUCCGCGUUGCACAAUGCAGACAUGACCGACCACAAGACCUCUCGUUCAAGAUCCAAAGCCGCCUGUCAGUUUUGUCGCGCGCGCAAACUCAAGUGCGACAACCUCGAGCCAACGUGCAGCGCUUGCAAGGCGAGAAAUAUCCGGUGUGAAUACGUGAUCCGAGCGCCGGCGCCGAGGCCCAGCAAUGCCGCCAUACAUGCGCUGCAGAACGAGGUCGCGAGAUUGCGGCGGUUGUUGGAGCAGGCGAACGUAAAAAUCGAGGACGGUUUCGAUCAUGACGGCGACGCCGGAACCGUCGAUGGAAGUCCGCGGCCGUCAUCGAGUUCACAUGCCCAGGCUUUGACGAGCCCGGUCUACAGUGACACCACACAUAGUGUGCGAAGGCCAAGCGAAGCGGAGCAAAUGUUCGAUCCACAGCUUCAGAGUAUGGAUGGAAGUGGACGUAUAAAGCAGUCAGCCUAUACCCAUCAUUAUCCGCCAGAUCAUUCGAGUCCGCGAUGGCAGGAGUCCAGACACAUAGAUCCCGUUACUUCAAACUUAGACGAAACUACAAAGAGUGCUCUGCGAUCCCAGCUGGUUGCAUUUUCAGCAAGACAACGCCAAAUUGAAGCGCUGCCUCUAAGUAGUCAGUCCUACGACUAUGAUGGCUGGGAUGCUGAUCUGGUUAAUCAUCUGUUGAACAUCCAUUGGAACCGCCAGCACCAUAACCUACUUAUUAUCUACCGACCACUGUUCAUGCGCGACUGGGCAAGCGGGGGCCCUUACUUCUCGAAGCUUCUUCUGAACGCUAUCUUGUUUGCAUCUGCGAAGUUUUCUCCUCGAGACGAGCUCCGGAAGUCUCCGGAGCUCGCCCACACAGCUGGCUUCGCAUUUCGGGAGCGUUUUAAAACCCUGCUGGGAGCGGAAAUGGACGACAGCAAAAUCACGACAAUCCAAGCAUUAAUUACCCUUGCGAGCAGUCUGUUUGCAAUUGAGACAUCUGCGAAGUCAACGGCUUGGCUUUAUUCUGGGAUUGCAUUCCGGAUGAUCAUUGAUUUGGGCCUCAACGUGGAUGGUGUUGAGCUUUUGAAGCACAACAAGAUUUCUCCGGAGGAACUUGAAUGCAGGCGCCGAGUGUUCUGGGGGGCGUUUGUGUUUGACAAGAUCCACUCGAUGUAUUAUGGACGACCAGUGACUCUGCAGGAAUCUAGCGUGCAAGUGCCGAUUGAGUUUCUGGAUGAUUAUGAGGAGUUAGAGCAAUGGUAUCCGCUAGAGGCGUUAAAUACCGUUAGUGCUGACUACCCGCUGCCUUCGCAUCGCGGCGGACCGUCGUACAGCGUUACUACAUUCUCCGCGCACUGCAGAAUCAGCGUAAUAUUGGGCCGCAUUUUAACGGAGUUCUAUGCUGAAAAUGUGUAUUGCCACCGAGCACACGUGGCAACGACUCAGCAACCUAAUCAAGUUCAUACGAUGGAGGUGUUGGAUGAGUUGCUUGCACGAUUUAACAAUGAAUUGAAGGAUGAAAUACGUUACGAGCCUUGGGCGACGGGUGAGCCAGUAAAUCUCAACACAGUCCCUACCCCGACCGUUUUGAGCAUGCUCUGCAUGUAUCACCUUUGUGUGAUCCUUUUGCAUCGCCCAUUUUUCACAAGAGGUCAUCUUUACGAUGAAAACGAAGCCCCGCAGUCAUUGAUGAAGUGUGCCGUGACUGCGAUGCGUGUCUCUCACCUUGUCACGAUAUAUAAGCACGCUUUCACUGGACGAAGGAUGCCAUACUUUAUCGCGUAUUCUUCCUACGUCGCUGUUGCGAUUCUGAUGCGUAUCAAUGCAUUCCUCGAAGCAGGCAGCAAUGUCCAUAAAUGUCUGCAGCACGGACUUAACGUGCUUGCUGAUAGUGAGCGCGUUAACGCUGGGCUCAAGCGUGCUGGUUAUGUUAUUAGCAAGCUCUUGUUUGCUGUCGCACGAACAGGGCCUAAUCCUUUUCCACCCAGCGACACUAUGCCUCCACCUUGGGGCGAAGUCCUCACAGACAAUGUUCACCUAGACCAAAACAUCAUACCAAAAAUCAUUGCCACCUUUUCCGCAACUUCACCUGAUGCAGCGGCGGAACAAAGUCAGCUCGAGGUUCACCCGAAUGAGCCUGGUCUAGGUGGUCACAGACAGGACAGUGCGGCGAGUGGUAAAGGCUCAUGGGAUAUCGAUUCCGACGGCACGGCUGCACAGCUACUGACAUCGAUGCGCACCAACACUCCGGCUCAUUCGGCGGUUGCUACACCCAAACCUCAUCCGCUUCCAUUACCAGAGACACCUGCUCCUUUCCCUGAUAUCGUGUUCGGGCUUCACAGCGACGAGGCUUUCCUGCAAUCCUGGCCGGACUUUAACAGUGAUCUCGAAGCAAUGCUUUGGAUGCCUGGAUUAAUCACAAAUGGGCCGCCUCCAGCUUCGUAAGGGAACACGCAUUUCAGGUAUACUACGUUCUUAAGAUACAAGACAUCAAGAGGUUAUCCCAAUCUUACAUCUUCACGGGGAAAAAAAAAAGUUACGCCGCCUUGAUCAUCGGUGGUCUAACAUACUUCAUGCCAGUCACAAUGUCACCAAACUUCGCUUGGUAGAGAUCGUACAUAUAAGUCGACCUUCCUGCCCACUGUGGGUGCUUGCCGGUCUUGGGGAACGCCUUCUUCCCGAGGGUAACAUAUGUGCUGGUAAGCUUGAAAAAAGAAGGGCCUUCAGCAGGCUCUUUCCCUUUCUCUAUCGUGGGCACAACGGAGGACACGCCUUGCCUCUCCAUUCUUUUAACGAUACGAACGAACAUCUGAGCGGCGGUAUCGGCGCCCAACGUCCAUGCAGCAUCAACAUAGCCAAUUCCGUAUGCGGCAUUUGGCAAAUCUUGGAACAUCAUGUUCUUCCAGAUGAACUUGUCAUUGUUAAUCUUAUAUGGAUUGCCAUCGACCGUUAUGUCAAUGUUUCCGCCGAACUGUAUUUUCAAGCCAGUGGCUUGCACCUGAAUCGUCGGUCAGCAUUGUUGGUUCAAGUUUUGGGGGAAAAGAGUUUGUACUAACAAUGAUGUCUGGCUUCAAGACCUGGCCGUCCGUCAACCUGAUCGAGUCCUCUGUCACCUGCUCGAUGACGCCUGUGACAACGCUCGCUUUCUUUUGGCGCACAGCUUCGAAGAAAUCGCUAUUUGGGCAAAAACACAUUCUCUGCUCCCACGGCGCAUACCUUGGCUUGAAAUGUGGAUCAUGACUGACUUCGGGCGGGAGCUCAGCGACUGUGAGGGUGCGCAGAAGCUUGGUCAUGUAAUUCGGGAAGAAUUUGCACAUCUUGACCAUAAAGAAGCCAAACCACAGCCACUUCCAACGAAUAACAGUGUGUGCCCACGUUUUGGGUAGCCAUCUGCGGAUGAAUACCUCGACGCUGUCUUCGCUAGCUGCGCUCAAGAGAUAGUUCGGCGAGCGUUGCAGCAUGAUGACAUGCUUUGCCUUUUCUGCCAUUGCGGGAACGACGGUGACAGCGGUAGCACCUGACCCUAUAACGACGACGUUUUUGUCUGUGUAGUCUAGCGUCGGAUCGUAGAACUGUGCUUGCACCAAUGGCCCCUUGAAGUUCUCGAUGCCUGGGAUGUAAGUCUUCAGGGGCUCCUUGUAGUCCUGUUCGUUGUCAAGUUAGUAGCUUCUCAAUGUGUGGGAGGGAUAGUGGCUUUCGCAAUGUCAAAACCUACAUAAUAUCCCGCACCAAACAACAAGAAUCGAGACUUAAACGCAG
Verruconis gallopava is the source of this 3788-nucleotide messenger RNA. RefSeq lists its product as uncharacterized. NCBI's taxonomy places the organism in Eukaryota, Fungi, Ascomycota, Dothideomycetes, Venturiales, Sympoventuriaceae. The record is from RefSeq and is a predicted model, not a curated record. Gene Ontology annotation, biological process: regulation of DNA-templated transcription; DNA-templated transcription. Gene Ontology annotation, molecular function: DNA binding; zinc ion binding; DNA-binding transcription factor activity, RNA polymerase II-specific. The transcript has 4 exons. The coding region runs from base 69 to 2474 and encodes 801 amino acids.